Capsella rubella is the source of this 1301-nucleotide messenger RNA. RefSeq names its product biotin carboxyl carrier protein of acetyl-CoA carboxylase. The coding region runs from base 198 to 1028 and encodes 276 amino acids. The record is from RefSeq and is a predicted model, not a curated record. Lineage: Eukaryota; Viridiplantae; Streptophyta; Magnoliopsida; Brassicales; Brassicaceae. The transcript is spliced from 9 exons.
GUGACGGACCGUAGUGUAGAUGCGGCGGACGGAGUAACCAAAGAAGAAGGCCGCUCAAAAUAAUUAAAGUUGCCCAACCGUCACAUCUUCUUCAACCGAUCUUAGCUCAAAUAACCAACCCAAUUCUAUUUUGGUGUUAAUUCAACGAACCCAAAACCUUUUUCUUUCUCCUUUCUAGCUCAAGCUUUCUUCUUCCAAUGGCGUCUUCUGCAGCUCUCGGAUCUCUUCAUCAGACUUUAGGGUCACAGAGUGAGCUUCACUUGCUUUCUGGAAACUGGUCUGCCUCUGGUACUUCUUGUGUACCACGGUGGAGAUUAUCCAACAGGAGCAGCAAUUACACGCUUGUGUUACGUGCAAAGGCCUCUAAAACUUCGAUAACUACCAAAAGCGAUGAUUCAUCUGAUGCGACUGUGUCAAACGGGAAGAAAUCUGUUCGACGGACUACUUUCCCGAAAGAAGUGGAGGCACUGGUCCACGAGAUGUGUGAUGAGACUGAGGUUGCUGUCCUGAAACUCAAGGUUGGAGAUUUCGAGAUGAACCUAAAACGGAAGAUUGGCGCAGCCACAAACCCCAUUCCCGUGGCGGAUAUUUCUCCAAGCGUAGCACCUCCUAUUCCUUCUGAACCCAUGAAUAAAUCUGUUUCUUCUGCUCCCAGCCCAUCUAAAGCAAAACCUUCUGAGAAAGUAUCUCCAUUUAUGAAUACAUCAUAUGGGAAACCAGCAAAGUUGACAGCUUUGGAGGCAUCUGGAUCAAACAAUUAUGUUCUCGUCAAAUCUCCCUCAGUUGGCGAGUUUCAGAGAUGCAGAACUGUAAAAGGAAAGAAACUAUCUCCUACCUGCAAAGAGGGUGAUGAAAUAAAGGAAGGCCAAGUUGUCGGAUACUUACAUCAGUUGGGAACAGAACUUCCAGUGACGUCGGAUGUAGCUGGGGAAGUCCUCAAGUUUCUUUCAGAUGAGGGAGACUCUGUAGGUUAUGGUGAUCCUCUGGUAGCGGUCUUACCAUCGUUCCACGAUAUCAACAUCCAGUGAGAAUGAUGGUUUCUUCAGCCCAAUUCCGCACCAAAUGAAUAACCUUCAUCAUCUCGAGACUGUACUAUUCGUCUUGUCCUGUGUUUCUUUUUUUGAAGAUUGUAGUUGCAAAGAGUCUAUUUUGAUCUUGCUCUUAUCAUUUGUCUUUUGUCACGUAACCUUGUGUUUUUGUUUUUGGUCACGUAAUGUUUUUUUUUCUGCACCAGAAAAAAAAAAAGAGAGUUGUGGUGAAUUUUGUUUUGUUAUUAGAAAUGACGUGGCUAUCUUAUCUUC